This is a messenger RNA of Australozyma saopauloensis, 372 nucleotides long. RefSeq names its product low-affinity Cu transporter (gene CTR2). Bases 1 to 372 code for a protein of 123 amino acids. The transcript has a single exon. The record is from RefSeq and is a predicted model, not a curated record. Lineage: Eukaryota; Fungi; Ascomycota; Pichiomycetes; Serinales; Metschnikowiaceae. Gene Ontology annotation, molecular function: copper ion transmembrane transporter activity. Gene Ontology annotation, cellular component: fungal-type vacuole membrane; plasma membrane. Gene Ontology annotation, biological process: copper ion transmembrane transport.
AUGAUCUUUACUUGGGAUUGGGAGAACACAUGUGUGGUGUAUAAAUGGUGGCAUGUGAAGACGCUUCCUGGGUUCUUGGGAACAUUGUUCUCCAUCAUGGUAAUCAGUAUGUUUUACGAGUUUUCGAGGGACUGGAUAUCGAAGUGGAAGAUUAAGAACCACCCUGGCGUCGCGGCUACUUCCAGAACAAAAUUGCAGUACAAGUUGAAGGGCUCGUUUUUGUAUGGAUUCCAGGUGGGCUUUUCUUUCAUGUUGAUGUUGGUGUUUAUGACUUACAAUGGCUGGUACAUGUUGUCUGUGGUUGUUGGAGCUGCCCUAGGAUUCUACAUUUGGGGAGACAAUGCUGAGAACAGAUCGAUGCUGUGUCAUUGA